CAAGGCUCAGGAUCCCCAAAUCUGGCAGUGCUCGCACACACUCCACACAGGGCACAGCCCAAGCGCUGAGCUGUGGCAGCUCAGGGCAGCCCGCUUAAACAAACCGACAAGGACAUCAGCUUAUGUGGUACAAUGGCAAGGGAUAAAUUUGGAAUGAAAAAAGAUAAGCCAAAGACAGCAGUAAUGAAGUUAAAUAUGCAUAUCAGUGUAUGCAAUCAGAUCACAUCUAGAGUGUUUUCUUUAGGGACUGCUGGAGAGAUGUUCACAGAAACUCGGUUGGGUUUUUCAUUUUUCUUUUCAUGCAUAAAGCUGGUUUUAUGGUGUUCCUUCGUUUAGGGCUUGGCCUGGAAAAAUAAUGAACCACAGAAGAUAACGGAUCUCAAGACAACGCAGCAAACUGAGUGUUUGUUGUUUGAACAGACUAUGUGGGGUGGUCAGUGUGGAGCUGACAGGAGCUGCGUGAGGGAGAGGCCUGCGCUUCUGCACGGCGCCGGGCAGGGAACCCAUCCCUCCACAGCUUCUCCCCGACUCCCCCCACAGCCCCGGUUACGGCUGCGGGGUACUCACCACCACCACGGCCGGGCGCAGCCCGCGGGGCGCGGCGCUGCCCCUGAGGGGAGGGACCCUCCGAAGACGCCCCCCGGCUCCCGCGCAGCCGGGCCCGGCCCUGCCCGCCAGCUCCCCCUGCCGCGCCCCGCCGGCACCGCAGCCACUCCACGGCCCACGCGUGAGCCCUGCUGCCGAGCGCCGAAGAAAGGAUUCUCUUCAAGAGAAGGGUGAGUAGAGAGAAGGCUCAUAAGGAACUGGAAUAUCCGUAGGGAAGUUUGAUCCAGCAGAAGUCUAACACAGUCCCGAAGACCUCAGGUAGCAAAGGGCUUUCUGGAUCUUGCAGGCUUCCUUUUCCCAGCCACGUUUACUCUUUCCACCUGGAAAUCACAUUUAGGCAGAUUUUCAGGACUUCAUAAAUUUGUCUGAGCUUUCCGGAUGUCUGGUAGCUGUAGGGAGCAGACACUUCUGAUCUGGUGGCUGCACGUCUGGAAACUCUGGACAUCAGCACUAUGAGCAUGCGCUGCAGUUAUAGAACAUGAAGCAGCCUAGCAGGAGUAUCUCUGUGUGUGUUCUGUGCUGUCCAGCCAUGCAUAGUAAGUGCAAAACUCUUCAGAAAAACAGCAGACGAUGUAGACGUGUUCUGCAGCUACUAAGACUCUGUGCAGUCAGCCUCCUGCUUUCAGGGGGGAACUAUGCAGUUAUUCGCAUAUUGAUUAUACAUCCCCUGGCUCCUGGGUGUGCUGCAGCUGUUGCAUAUGCCCCUACUUUUAUCUACCCACGAAAUCCUCUGCAGAUGUAUGGGAUUCCUACCCCUCUAGUAUGCAUCCUUAUAUCCACACUCCUCCAAGGCAGCGAUGAUCAAGGCCCAUACUUGCUCUGCUUCUCCCUUUGAUUCCCCCUUCCCUUCUAAUAACAAGUCCUUGCACUAAGACAAUGCUUCCACGAGACAAUUUCACAGCUUGCUACUGUCACAAGAGAGAGGUGGCAGUCCCCAGUCCUUUGCCCUCUAGCAGUCCUUGCUCUUGGUCAUCCUGCUGCUUACCUUACGCUGGUUCUGGUAUGUGUUGAAUCCAUCCCUCCAUUAGCCACUUUGACCCUAUUAGCCUGGAAGAAAAACAGCAGAAAAGUGGAUAGUUUUCUCUGGAAUAGCAAGGUAAAUCAGCUGACUAAAUGACAGAUGUAAGGCAAAGGAUCAGAAGAGUACCUGAGCUGCUGUAAGUGCAGCUGGGACACAGACCGAGAGAUUGACCUCGCACUUUUGCAACAGUGACUUGUUAGAUCAGCUUAGCUGCCUGUGAAGCAGUGGUUUGAUUUUCUUUCUUUUAUAGAACAGAGGCUCUAGUUUGCCUCUUUUUCUCUCCCCCUUGUCAUUUAUAGCUAUAUCAUUUAGUCUGAGGAAAUGUGGGUGGAUUCAGAGUUUUGGUCACAACACCAUGUAAGAAUAAUUUUUGGAAGGGUUAGCAAGGAUUUUCUACAUCAUGGUCUUGCAGGCAAUUGCGUAUAAACUGUCUUUAAUAUGCUUCUGGCCUCAAACCAGUUGGUUUAUUUGUUUUUCCCUAGCUAUUCGUAUGUUGGAGGCUAAAAGCAUUGCCAUCAUCAUCUUCAGAAACCUCUAUGCUUUUUAAACACGCUUAUUCUAUUCUAAGAUAUUCUCAAAAAAAGCUUUGAAUCCCUUGUCUUGCUCCCUUGAACUAGUUUCAAAAUUGUACCUAAGGCUAAAUACAGCUCCCAUAUUGUGUGGAAACUACUUUGAAAUUUAACAGAAAUUUGAGAAGCUUCUGUUGGCUGCCUCAGAGAGUGUCAAGCAUGUGAUAUAUUCCUCUUAAACUUCUGGAAAAUUAAUAAAUAAUAAAAAAAUCAUAAUUUUUUCCCCUACUGCUUAACAUCCAGCUAGAUUUGAGCUGGAAGAGCAGAAAAUCAAAACAUGAUGACAUUCUGAUUAUUCCUUCAGUAUUGUUUGAGAAAUGAUGGAAGACUUCAGCGCUUUAAUAAGGCAAUUUAGACAUCCGUCUGCCACAGUGGUGGAGCACAGAAGAUCAAAAGAACAUUCUCAUCUGCUUGACACACACACCCAGUGUUCGUUCAUUAAUGGCAUACUUUUAGUGUAGGUUAUAACUGUACACAUUGUACAACAAACAGUGCCAUGAAGUCCCCUGUCUUCAGGGAACAGAAGGAGCGGGAAAAAAAAAAAGUCUGGUUGAUUAAAGCAUUCUCAGCAGCUGAGAACAUCACUAACUCUGACAUAGUUUGCUGUGAACUUUGAAGGGGUGGGAAGAAUAGCUGUGCACCACUGUCUUCGUUUGAUUGUAUUGUUCAAAAUGAAUCCCCCACUGAUAAAAUAAUUCCUGAUAAAAGACAUUCUAGCUUUCAGAAGUCACACACUCAAAGUAUACACAGUGAGUGUGUGUUGAAGUACCAGUGCUCUGUAAAAUAUGCACAAAUUAGUGAUUUGGGGCUGCCCAUCUGUUUUGGUGACAGAAAGUGAAGGUCUAAGUAGAUGUGUUUUAAACCAGAUAUGACCCAUUUUAUAUUCUGAAGAAGGAAGAAGACAAAGGGAAGGAAGGAAGCAAAACCCAUUCUGUUUGUCCUGAUACUCAUUCCAUAGAGCCUCUAGUCUAAAGACCUAAGCUUCAACUAGGAAGCAGAAAGCAUUUGCUUAUUGGUUUUGCAUUUUUAGAAAAUAAAUUUCCUUACUUCCAAUUCAGGAAAAUUUCAAUUUUAAUGAGUCUAACUGGACAGAUUCCAGAUCGAAUCUGUUCCUGGCGUGGUGGUGUUGACUUAGAGGUAGAGCACCAGAAACAAAUCUGGCCCUUUCUCUCUCUGUGAAAGUGUAUUAGUCAAUUGUUUCAGAAGCUUGCAGAGUAACACGCCUUUGGAUUGUACACAGCUAAUCCUCUUUAUACUUUGCUAUGUGUAACCUGCUUAGUCUUACAUGAAAGGAUGACUUUCCCUUGGUUGAGGAGGCUUGAGUUAGGUAGAGAUCAUUUAGGCAUGCCUGACACCCACAAAUCCAUGGGCCCUGACGGGAUGCACCCCCAGCUGCUGAGGGAGCUGGCAGAUGUUACUGCUAAGCCACUCUUCAUCACCACUGAAAAGUCUUGGAGAACAGGAGAGGUGCCUGAGGACUGGAGGAAGGCCGGUGUCACUCCAGUCUUCAAAAAGGGAAAGAAGGGCCCAGGAAACUGCAGGCCAGUCAGCCUCACCUCCAUCCCUGGAAAGGCGAUGGAACAGCUCAGCCUGGAGGUCACCUUGAAGCAUGUGAAGGAAAAGAAGCUUAUCAGGAGCAGUCAGCGUGGAUUCACCAAGGGGAACUCGUGCUUGACCAAUCUGAUAGCCUUCUGUGAUGGAAUGACUGGCUGGGUGGACGAGGCCAGAGCAGCGGAUGUUGUCUCCCUUGACCUCAGCAAGGCUUUUGACACUGUCUCCCCCAACAUCCCCACAGGCAAGCUCAGGCAGCGUGGGCGCGACGAGCGGCGGUGGGUGGGCUGGGACCUGGCUGCGUGGCAGACUCGGAGGGCUGUGACCAGCGGCGCAGAGUCGAGCUGGAGGCCGGCAGCCAGCGGGGCUCCCCAGGGUCACUGCUGGGUCCAGGCUCGUUCAAUUGACUCAUCAGUGACCUGGGCGAAGGGACAGAGCGUACCCUCAGCAAAUCUGCUGGCGGUACAAAACUGGUUCACCCGAAGGCUGCGCUGCCAUUCAGCGAGGCCUGGGCAGGCCGGAGAGUUGGGCAGAGGAGCUGAAGUUCAACACAGGCCAGUGGAAGGUCCUGCCGCGGGGGAGGGACAGCCCCCUGCACCAGUAUGGGCUGGGGCUGGCCUGCUGGGGGGCAGCUCUGCAGGGAAGGGCCUGGGAGCGCUGGUGGGCAGCAGGCUGCCGUGGACCACCAGUGGGCCCGUGGACAAAGUGGCCAACGGUAUCCAGGGGUGCAUUAGGAGGAGUGUGGCCAGCAGAUCGAUGGAGUUUAUUGUCCCCCUCUACCCUGCCCUGUGGAGGCCGCAUCUGGAGUGCUGUGUCCCGUUCUGGGCUCCCCAGUUCAAGAGACAGGGAAAUACUGGGGAGGGUCCAGUGGAGGCUACGAAAAUGAUGAGGGAACUGGAGCAUCUCCCUGAUGAGGACAGGCUGAGAGAGCUGGGGCUGUUCAGCCUGGAGAAGAGAAGACUGAGAGGGGAUCUUAGCAAUGUCUGCAAAUAUCUUAAGGGUGAGUGUCAACAGGAUGGGGGCAGGCUCUUUUCAGUGGUGCCCAGUGACAGGACAAGGGGCAACGGGCACAAACUGCAACACAGGAGCUUCCAUCUGAGUAUGAGGAAAAACUUUACUCUGAGGGUGACAGAGCCCUGGAGCAGGGUGCCCAGAGAGGCUGUGAAGUCUCCUUCUCUGGAGAUGUUCAAAACACUCCUGGAUGCAAUCCUGUGCAACCUGCUCUAGGUGAACCUGCUUUAGCAGCGCGUUGGACUAGAUGAUCUCCAGAGGUCCCUUCCAACCCGACUAUUCUGUGAUUCUGUGAGAUGUAUUUGCCAUCUUUUCAUGACCCUGAUCCAAAGGUUGAAGUCAGUGGAAAGAGUCCAGAUUUUUUUCGGUAGUUUUGGAGCUGACUCUAUAUGAACAGCUGGUCUAGCACUGAGUCUUCUAGUUGAAAGACAAGGAAAAUAAGCAGCACCAAACCACAUUGGACUCAGCGCUGUAUUAAAGAUACAAAUGAAAGUAAUGUGAAACUUGUAAAACCAGACUGAACAAAACACUCUGAAACAUGCUGCAAGGAGCAGUCUAGCGCUAGCAGGGGAAUAAGUUAGCUAUUUAAUGAUUUCUUUUCCAUAGCUUUUACUUUUCCACAUAUUCUGUAAUGUAACAGUUCUU
This is a messenger RNA of Falco peregrinus (peregrine falcon), 5403 nucleotides long. RefSeq names its product cytochrome c oxidase assembly factor 1 homolog. Gene Ontology annotation, biological process: mitochondrial respiratory chain complex I assembly; mitochondrial respiratory chain complex IV assembly. Lineage: Eukaryota; Metazoa; Chordata; Aves; Falconiformes; Falconidae. The record is from RefSeq and is a predicted model, not a curated record. Gene Ontology annotation, cellular component: mitochondrial inner membrane. The transcript is spliced from 4 exons. Bases 3490 to 4974 code for a protein of 494 amino acids.